ACGAUGCCACGCCUUACCUCUGUAACAAAAAGAUCGUACCUUUUUCCUAUACGACGUCGUCUUCAAUUUCCUUUCGGAAAAUCUUCACCGCACCUUCCCUAGUACGACGCCGUUUCAACCUCCCUUCUCAAAUAUUCCUCCUGCUAUUUCCUUGUGCUUCUAUCAUUUUCCUCAGAGCCAACAGCCCUCCCGAAACAGUCAUGUUCUCCAUGAUUCCUACCACCACUUUGCCUAUAAUUCCCUUCCCAAAUUCUCUGUUUUUUUCCACAAGGCCACUUCUCUACUGCCACUGGCACCAACCCAUGUGCAAGAAAACUCAGAAGCAUAGCUUCAUCCCCAUGUGUGGCAUCUAUCAAGUUGGUGGAACUUCACAAUCGACCCAACAAGAACAGCGUGGUGAUGAUGAAAACACUUCCCACUAUGAAGCUCUCCUCAAAGGAGGUGAACAAGUCACCUCUGUUCUCCAAGAAAUGGUCAACCUUUUGGAAGAUAUGAACAUGGAUGAAGCAUCCGAGGAAGUGGCAGUUGAGUUGGCCGCACAAGGAGUCAUUGGGAAGAGAGUUGAUCAAAUGGAGUCGGGGUUUAUGAUGGCACUAGAUUACAUGAUACAACUUGCUGAAAAGGACCAGGAUGAUAAGCGCAAGUCACUUCUGGAGGUGAUCAAGGAGACUGUAUUAUCUCAUCUUACUAAAAAAUGUCCCCCACAUGUUCAAGUGAUUGGCCUACUCUGUAGAACUCCCCAGAAAGAAAGCAGACAUGAAUUGCUACGCCGAGUGGCUGCAGGUGGUGGUGUAUUUCAAAGUGAAAAUGGCACCAAAGUUCAACUUCCAGGGGCAAAUCUAAAUGAUAUAGCGAACCAAGCUGAUGAUUUACUAGAGACAAUGGAAACUCGCCCAGUUGUUCCUGAUCGAAAGCUACUUGCAAGACUGGUUUUGAUCAGAGAGGAAGCCCGGAAUAUGAUGGGAGGUGGAAUACUAGAUGAAAGGAAUGACCGUGGUUUGAAUACCCUCCCCGAAUCAGAGGUGAACUUCUUGACCAAGCUGGUUGCCUUGAAACCUGGGGAAACUGUUCAGGAAAUGAUUAAAAACGUAAUGCAAGGAAAAGAUGAAGGUGCAGACAACAGCGAAGGUGACAAAGGAGAUUCUAGUAGUGGAAAGUUUUCUGGUGGGAUUGCAGGCAGAUCAAGUGUAACAGGACGAAAACCUCUUCCUGUGCGCCCUGGCAUGUUUCUUGAGACUGUCUCCAAGGUGUUAGGUGGUAUAUAUGGUGGAAAUAUCUCUGGCAUCACAGCGCAACACCUCGAAUGGGUUCAUCAGAAGACACUUCAAAUUCUUCAGGAAAUAGCAUUUUCGUAGCUGGCACCAUAUGACCAUUACGUUGUAAACUCAGUUUUGCGUGUCACCUUGACUGUUAAAAUGCAUAGAACAUUGAGAGAUCAAGACAGUACUUUUUAUGUGAAAAUACUGUUUAUAAUUCCACACUAAGGGAGUUCUCGCAUCAAACCUACUGGGCCACUAUCUCACCAAUUGGGAAACUGCAACCAUCACCAAAUCCUCCCUUAAUCUUCCACCCAGGUUGGUCUGCUCAUAUUUGUCAUAUUGUAUAUACAUACAUUCUGCAAGUUUUGAUUACUUCCUUGUAGGAGCUUACCGGGUUGUAAAGCAAGCCGCCAAUGGCGGUUUUGUGGACUAUACAGCAUUCUUUGGAUUUGGGACUUAGCUCAAAUUCUGGUAAAUGGUGAAAGCAAUCCCUUUUUCUUUUUA
Messenger RNA from Vitis vinifera (wine grape), 1763 nucleotides. RefSeq names its product protein PEP-RELATED DEVELOPMENT ARRESTED 1, chloroplastic. Gene Ontology annotation, cellular component: chloroplast nucleoid. The record is from RefSeq and is a predicted model, not a curated record. The transcript has 9 exons. Gene Ontology annotation, biological process: regulation of DNA-templated transcription. Lineage: Eukaryota; Viridiplantae; Streptophyta; Magnoliopsida; Vitales; Vitaceae. The coding region runs from base 201 to 1355 and encodes 384 amino acids.